Oikopleura dioica is the source of this 1071-nucleotide messenger RNA. NCBI's taxonomy places the organism in Eukaryota, Metazoa, Chordata, Appendicularia, Copelata, Oikopleuridae. The record is from the annotation of a GenBank genome assembly.
AUGCCUGCUCCAGAGCUGACCUUUGUUCUUGGCCCAAAAUCAAAACCAUCUUGGGCAGAAGAGUCUGAGUCCUCUUCUAAUGUUGCUGAAAUCAUAGAAGACUCCUGCGCCUGCUCCGUUGAAGACCUUCCCUCUGAAGCUGGACAAAUGAAAGCCGAGUGCACCAGCUCUAGAAAUGAGGGCGAAUGCAAAUGUUCAUUUUCUUGCAAAAAUUCUCCAGAAGCAAAGACAACUGUGGCGACCUGCAAGCUGACUCAUUCGAGAGUUGGUGUUUCGCGAUAUUUGAACCUUGAAUCAGAAACGGAACUGGUGCUUGAUCAAAUUUAUGAUUUCGACAAAAACAGCUCGAUGGAAAAAUUUGUCAGAGCGGAAAGACUGCAAAAGGCGGAUUAUAUCUGGCAAUAUCCCAAGCUCGGCUUUAUGUGCGAUGAAUUGGACUGCAAAAUGCGAAUUACUAGCAAUCUUCCUGAAUUCCGAUCAAAAACGAGUUUUGUUGAUUCUGACACUCCAAAGGCAGCCGCGACAAAGAACCCUGUUUUGUCAGAAGAACAAGGUUGGUACUUGACGUUUUCUGAUGAGUUCAACAAAAAAGAGCUCAACAAGCUGAAAUGGAGCGGGGGAACGCUGGGAAAAGGCAAUACUUUUGAAAAUUUUGUACCAACUGGAAAUGCGUCAAAAGGCGCUGAGAUCGACAUUAUGGAGGCGAACUAUAAAACUGACGCGUACACAACCAACAUUCACUGGGACGGAUACCAUGAGCAUCAUAAAACUUCUUUCGGAAAAGUGUGGACUUGGAAUGACCAGGGAAAACGAACCCUUCUCACUGAUCCGAUAAAAUAUCACAACUUCGGGCUCAAAUGGACUCCUGAUGCUAUUGAAUUCUACUACGACGGGAAAAAGAAAAGAAGAGUGACUGAUAAAAACGCGAUUCCGCACACGCCGCUGUAUGUAAUUUUGUCAGGGGGAAUUUUCGACUCAACCUGGAGCGAUGGAGAAAUCAAGGCUGCUGAGUUUCCGGAUUAUAUGCUUGUAGGAACGAGUUUAAAAAAAGGGACCGGAGUUGAUGAUUGA